Hemicordylus capensis (graceful crag lizard) is the source of this 643-nucleotide messenger RNA. RefSeq names its product NADH:ubiquinone oxidoreductase subunit A12 (gene NDUFA12). NCBI's taxonomy places the organism in Eukaryota, Metazoa, Chordata, Lepidosauria, Squamata, Cordylidae. The transcript is spliced from 4 exons. Gene Ontology annotation, cellular component: membrane. Bases 122 to 562 code for a protein of 146 amino acids. Gene Ontology annotation, biological process: response to oxidative stress; mitochondrial respiratory chain complex I assembly. The record is from RefSeq and is a predicted model, not a curated record.
UCAGACAGCCGGAGCCGAGGAAGGAGGAGGAGGAGCCUUGAGCGGCCGACCGGGUUGCCGCAGCUGCGCAGUCGCCCUGCGGCUCAGAACAGAGGAGGCUCCCUCGUCGGGCCCAGGAAAGAUGGCGGAGUAUGUGCAGGUGGCGAAGAGGGCGCUGCAGCAGCUCGGGGGUCAUGGCGGCAUUCGCGGGGCUGUGGUGCGGUUGCUCAGGGUCAAUGAUUUGAAGACUGGUGAACUAGUAGGCGUUGAUAAAUAUGGAAACAAAUACUAUGAAGACAAAAGAUACUUUUUUGGUCGUCACAGAUGGGUCAUAUAUACUGAGGAAAUGAAUGGAAAGGACACAUUCUGGAACGUGGAUGGAAGCAUGGUGCCACCUGAAUGGCAUCGUUGGCUGCACUGCAUGACAGAGGAACCCCCGACUACGCAUCCACCAGUGGCUCGUAAAUUCAUUUGGGAGAACCAUAAAUUCAAUCUAAGUGGUACUCCUGGACAAUAUGUACCAUAUUCUACCACCCGUAAGAAGAUACAGGAGUGGGUCCCACCUUCUACACCUAGCAAGUGAAAAGAACAUGUUGAUUUACCAAAAAUUGAAUGUAUAUUAUGAACUGUAUUUUCUGUAUUUAAUAAAAGUGUUUCAUCAUAA